This is a messenger RNA of Lactuca virosa, 1050 nucleotides long. The record is from the annotation of a GenBank genome assembly. Lineage: Eukaryota; Viridiplantae; Streptophyta; Magnoliopsida; Asterales; Asteraceae.
AUGAAAUUGUUUGGGGGUAAUAUAAAGGAUGAAAUACAUCCUACUUCUUUGGAGGUGUUUUCAGCUAUUGCUUAUCAAUGUUUAAAGAAUGACAGUGGAAAACAUCCAUUAAUGGAGGAUGUUGUGACAGAACUUGAAAUUGCCUUCGACUAUCAAUGUGGUGAUAAGGACAUUGUGAAGGCUGACACCGAUCAUUUUGUGGAGGAUGGAUCUCUUGAUGAUAAUGUUGAGUCUUUUUUAUUUCAUGAUGAUACGGAUCCAAGGGAUGCAGUUGGUAGUUCUAUGGAUGUUAGCAAAGAGUUCACAUUUGCAGAAGUCAAUUCUGUUCGUGCAAGUGCAAGAAAGGUGAUCUGUUGUCACUUUUCCCCAGAUGAUUCAUUAAAGCCAAAGACAACUCUCGAAGAACAUUCAUCAUUGAUCACGGAUGUGAGAUUCAGCCCAAGCAUGCCACGCCUUGCCACCUCAUCUUUUGAUAAAACUGUCUGUGUUUGGGAUGCUGAUAAUCCUGGUUUUUCACUACGUACAUUUAUUGGGCAUUCUGCAUCGGUGAUGUCAUUAGACUUCCACCCGAAUAAAGAUGACCUCAUCUGCUCAUGUGAUGGGGAUGGCGAAAUAAGAUAUUGGAGCAUAAAUAAUGGCAGUUGUUCAUGUGUAUUCAAGGGGCAUAGAGAACUGAUUCAUUCGGUUUGCUUGGAUCCAAAUGGCGAGUAUUUGGUGUCUGUUAGUCAAGACUCGGUGAGAGUUUGGUCUUUUAUGGCUGGAAAUGAAGGAGAGUGUAUACAUGAUCUCAGCUGUAAUGGAAAUAAGUUUCAUUUUUGUGUUUUUCAUGGCAGUUAUGCUUCCUUAUUGGUCAUCGGCUGUUACCAGUCUUUGGAGCUUUGGAACAUGUCACAGAACAAGACAAUGUCUUUGGAGCUUUGGAACAUGUCACAGAACAAGACAAUGACAUUGUCGGCCCAUGAAGGAUUAAUUGCUAGUUUGGCAAUGUCAACAGCUACGGGUUUGGUAGCUUCUGCUAGCCAUGAUAAGAUCAUUAAGCUUUGGAAGUGA